GCUAACAUCCCUGCAGUCUUUGCUGUUCAUUUACCUUUGAGAGUCAUGUCCGAUUGGGUCCACCUGUUUUUUUUAGGAUACAGAAUUCUUCAGCCUUUAAUGGGGGUUUGAACUUGGGGAUUUCUCAACUUUUGUGAUCGACGUUGUGGAGCUUUUAUACUCUUAAAUCACUUUUAAACAGCUCACAAAUCCAUCUGGUCUGUUUCAGAUGCAACACUGGUGCCUACGAUACCACAAAUGUAUUUUAUAGUCAGAGGAGGAUUUGUGAGCUGCUAACCACUUCCAGCUGAUCAACGAACCAGCCACUCAACCAUAUCAGCAAGGAUGUUUCAUUUCUAUAACUCACACUGGCCUCUGCUGUUGUUUGCUGUUCUCUGCAGCUACCCGGGUUGGCUCGCCGCCUGGCCGGGCAUCAGUCGCAGCAAGCCCAAGGUUCAGCUGGACCCUAACGUGAGGGACUGGGGAGACUAUUCAGACCUCCCUCCGGGCAUCGAGCAGGGGUUGGGGUUGAAUGAAAAUCAUGCGGACAACAGAGGGGUUGGAGAGUCCUCAUCGAGCCUGGCUCCGGAGCUGGAUUUCCUGGCGGACUUUGCAGGUAAAAAGCGACUGUGGGUGAUAACAGCCCCAUCACACAAUGACCACUAUCUUCGUAUGAUGGAGAAACAGCUGGAAGACAUGGAACAGAAAGGGCUGAACUGCCGUCUAGCAGAAAGAGACACAUUCAUCAUCACCAUCAUCCAGAAUGCCAUGAUGGAAGGUCGGAUCCAGAAAACAACUUUCCAAGGAGACGCCACAGUGGAGAGCCUGGACCCUGACACAGUUAGCAAACUGCUGCACUACCUGGAGCUCACCAGCCAGAAGCAAGGGUUCACCAUGCUGGUUCUGAAGAAGAACCUGCGGGUCAGUGAGCGCUUCCCUUAUCCGGUCCGUGUUGAGGCGAUUUUGGAGCUCAUUGAUCAGCUCCCCGUGAGGAAGCUGGAGAAGAUGACCAGAAAAGGAUCCAACUUGAGGUGUAAAACCACUAAAAAGAAGGUUGUGAUGAAAAGAAAAAAGAUGAAAAAGAAGAUGAUACUGAUCCCUCAGAGGCGAGGUAAUGUGACUUCUGUCGUGGCAUUACAAAGAAAACCUCCCCUGGACAAAAAAGCUGCCCUGAAGAGUAAAAUCCAGGAUAUACUGAGUGGACGGUCGAGGUAUGUUAUCCGUAAGGCGCCUGCCGCGGGGUCCACGAGGGGAAAGGGCUCAAGCAGUGGUGGUCGGACGUCUUCUAACGGACAGGAAAGAGUGCACAGCCCUCCAUCUGUGUCAAAGAGUAACGAUGAAGUGAAGAAAGACAGGCCUGUCUCCGCUGUGGAUGAAGGGAAGAUAAGGAAUGGAGGGGAAAACAGUGAAGAUAAAAAAGAGCAGAAUGUAAAGGAUGACACACAGGAAAAACAAAGAUCCAAGAAAAAGGGUAAAGGGAAAAAAGGGAAGAAAGGGAAAGGAAGAGGUAAAAAGUCCAACAGGGAGCCCAGUGAGAAGGAUAAAACGGCACUGGCGGAGUUUUUGAACACUUUAAAGGGGACAAGAAGGUUAAUGUUGAUCUCAACGCCCAGCAGAGACGCAACACUGUACAUGCAGCAGAAAGACGACAGCGAGAAGCAACACUGCGACCUCGCUAUUAGGAAGAUCACUGUGGCGACCAUUGUGGGAGAGGGAAGUGACGCCAAGCUCACGCUGCAACACCACCAGCUCAAGUCGGAGCCUCAACUCAGUGACCAAUCAGAUCAUUUCUCAGAUUCAGGCCUGAUCUCUCUGUUGAGAGCAGAGCUCGGCCUGUCGUCCUCUGACCUCUUUUCCAUGACCGUCACAGACUACGACAUCAAACCCAAUAAAGUCUUUGAGGCUCCUCCGUCAGGCCCUGCUCUGUUCGAGUACAUUGACGACUUUCCCUCAAGGCGUUCCGAAAAAGAAAAAGAAAGGAGGAGUCCUCCGUCCUGCUCUAAUGGCAAGCCACAGCCUGGAGCUGAGAACUCACUGCUCAGGUUCAUGUCUAAGAGGAGACUGCUGCUCAUCUCUGCUCCCUCUGAGGACGACUACUCCUUCCAACAGCAGGUCUCUGCUCUCAGUGGACAGGAGUGUCACCUGGGUAUUCGCCACUUUGCCAUGUUGAAGGUGACUGGAACUGGAGACAAAGCAUCAGGAACUGUUGAGCUGUUUCCCCUAAAUGGUCACAGUCAGAGUGAAGUUGAGCCGUUAUCCCGUGACAUGGUCAACAAUCUGAGAGAACAGCUGAAGAUCAGUAAGGAAUACUACAGCAUGCUGGUCGUGGGGAAGGAUAGCGAUGUCAAGGCGUGGUUCCCAUCACCCAUGUGGUCCCUGGAUAGCAUCUACGACCUGGUGGACUCCAUGGAGCAGCGCCUCCAGGAGGAGAAGCUGCAGAAGAGACUGGGGAUCCACUGCCCUGAGGACAGAGGGACAGGAGGAAGCGAGGGGGGGCAUUAUCCUGGCUAUGAUGAAGACGGGGCGGACGACACGUACUAUCGCCGGUCAGAGGAAUGAUGAGAGAGA
This is a messenger RNA of Anarrhichthys ocellatus (wolf-eel), 2547 nucleotides long. RefSeq names its product coiled-coil domain containing 80 like 2 (gene ccdc80l2). The record is from RefSeq and is a predicted model, not a curated record. Gene Ontology annotation, biological process: extracellular matrix organization; positive regulation of cell-substrate adhesion. Lineage: Eukaryota; Metazoa; Chordata; Actinopteri; Perciformes; Anarhichadidae. Gene Ontology annotation, cellular component: basement membrane. The coding region runs from base 325 to 2538 and encodes 737 amino acids. The transcript is spliced from 12 exons.